Lucilia cuprina (Australian sheep blowfly) is the source of this 1519-nucleotide messenger RNA. RefSeq names its product probable glucosamine 6-phosphate N-acetyltransferase (gene Gnpnat). Gene Ontology annotation, cellular component: Golgi apparatus; endoplasmic reticulum-Golgi intermediate compartment; endoplasmic reticulum. The record is from RefSeq and is a predicted model, not a curated record. The transcript has 5 exons. Gene Ontology annotation, molecular function: monosaccharide binding; glucosamine 6-phosphate N-acetyltransferase activity. Gene Ontology annotation, biological process: UDP-N-acetylglucosamine biosynthetic process. Lineage: Eukaryota; Metazoa; Arthropoda; Insecta; Diptera; Calliphoridae. The coding region runs from base 52 to 795 and encodes 247 amino acids.
UUGGUUUUCCUUUUAGUCUCUAAAAGUCUUAAAGAAAACAUCAACAUUUAGAUGAGUUUUGAUUGUGGUUACGUUGACACCUUUUGGUUAAAAAAUUUUCAAAAUUAUUCAAAUAUAAAAUUGAAUUUAAAUUCAAAUAAAAUGGUGGGCUGGCAGGAAGAAACCUAUCUUUAUGAUCCUGAUGUAUUAUUGAAAUUGGAUUUCCAUCAAAGUCCUGCUAAGUUUAAUCCUUUCAUUUCUGCUGCUUGCCCCGGUGAAUCUUGGCUUAAGGUUCGUCCCUUAAAAGAUGGCGACUAUGAUCGUGGUUUCCUGCAGUUGUUGUCGCAGUUGACACAUGUUGGACCUGUCUCGAGGACACAAUUUUUAACACGAUUUUCUCAAAUGAAAGCAAGUGGUGACUAUUUUGUAACCGUUAUAGAGGAUACACGAAAAAAUGAAAUAAUCGGAGCUGCAUCUUUAAUUAUUGAACGUAAAUUUAUACACAAUUGUGCUAUUCGUGGACGUUUGGAAGAUGUGGUAGUAAAUGAUACCUACCGUGGCAAACAAUUGGGUAAACUCAUUGUGGUAACCGUUUCCCUUUUGGCUCAAUACUUGGGUUGCUAUAAAAUGUCUUUGGAUUGUAAGGAUAAAUUGAUUAAGUUCUAUGAAACUUUGGGUUAUGUUUUAAUACCCGGCAAUUCAAAUUCAAUGACCAUACGUUAUGAUGAAUCUCCAGUUGUUAAACAGAAUUUAACUGCUUUCAAUGGCGCUGGCAGUGACGCUUGUCAAACCGUGAGCCUUGAUUUUAACUCUUGACAAUUAGCCGCCAGUACUGCCGCUAAAUCAAAACUUUAAAUUGUUUAAAAUUAUAAACCUAAACAGCUGUAUAAAAAUUCGUUUUCAAAUCUUUAUAGAUUGUAAUAACAGCUGUUAUUUUUUCCCCAGGAAAGGAACAAGGCCCUCUUACUAUAAAUUGAAAAAGAGUUUUUCUUUAUUUGUAGUUUUAAAGAAAAUUUCUUUUAAUUUUUUAUAGAAUUAGGUCCUUAAUAUUAAUGAGUUUUUUUGUAUUUUUUUUCUUUUCUGGUGUUUAUAAUUUUCUUAGAAAAACAAUUUUAAGUUCUGAUUUCUCAAAGCUUUGUCAGAAAGAGCAUAUUUUCUAAUAUUCUCUUGGCUUUGAGGGCAGUGCUGGCAAUAGUAGCUUGGCUAGUAGUUUGUAGACAUAGUCAAGUGUUGUUUGCUUUAGUACUUAAUUCCUAUAAUAUUCUAACUAUAAAUAAAUAGUAUUUUCAAAUUAUUUAAAAAUUUCUUUUAAACAAUAAUAUUUUCUUUUUUUUUUUCUUUAAUGCUGUCUAUCUACUUAAUUUUUGUGUUAAACUACAGGUUGUAUGUAUUUUACCAUUUAAAAGUACAUUUAUUAAUUGAAAAAAUAUAUAUUUUUAUUAUUAUUGUUAUUUUUUUAGAGUUAUGUAUUUUAUGUAUGAGUUCUGUCAUUCUGUAUAAAAUUAAAUUAAAUCUUCACAAGUCUUAAAAUUAAUAGUAA